AUGGAUGAUGUGUUGGAUGAAAACAAAAAGUUAGCUGCUGAGAUCAAGAAAGUAGCCGAUCGGGAAAAGAUUCUAGAAAUGCGUGUAAAGAAGCUAGAAUCUGAAAACAAGUCUUUGUUGAAGAAGAUUGACACUGAUCAAUCAGAGAUUGAUAUCUUGAAAGUGAGAGUGGCUGAACUUGAAGAAGAAAAGGUUCGCAUGGAUGAGCAGAACAAAUAUUUCGAGUUGAAAAACAAAGAGCUUGAAGCUGCAAAAGCAAUGAAAAAGCAUGAGUUUUACAUGUUAAACAAAGUUGUUGAGAAUAUGCUUGGGAAGUCAGUAGAACAAAGAUUCGAGGAGAUUGCAGUUGAAGAACCGAGAGUUAAACAUCAAGCUGAGAUUGAUGAACAAAUGAAAGAUAAAGGAAAAGGUGUUGAAAGCAGUGUUGCAGCUGUUGAGAGAUCAAUUGUUCCAUCCUUAGUGAUUGAAAAUCCAGUACCUAUUUCUUCAGUAUCAGCACUUUUUGAAGAUCCUGUAACUCUAGAAGAUCUUGCUGCUGAUGAUGAUGAGGAAGAUGAUGAGGAGGAUGAAGAUGAAGAGGGUGAUGAGGAUGAAGGUGAUGAUGAGGAUGAUGACGAUGAUGAGAAAGUAUUUUCGGCUAGCAGUCAUAGUUCUGAUGAUGACGAUGACGAUGCUCAAGGUGGUAUGGGAAUUAAAAGUCAGGGAGCUGAAGGAAAGGGGGAGUCUGAUGAUACUCAAAAUGUUGAACAUGCUGAGAAGUUAAUUCUGAGAUUGGAUACUUACAGGGAAGAAGGUGAACACUUUCAUACGUAUACAUUGGAAAAGAUCAAAGAAAUGACGCGUAUGGUUGAUCCUGAUUUCAAGUUUGAUUUUGAAGAAGAGUUAAAUGCGUUCGACAUCAACCACCAACCAGAAUACGAGUAUAAGUAUGUAGAGGAUGCUGAUAUGUAUGACAGGGUUGAGGUUGAGGAUUGCACAGAUGAUGAGAGCGUUAGUGAAGAUACUUCUCAGUAUCCUACGCUGAUGGAGUUCUUUAUCGAAGAGAAUAGAGAUGAGUUGAGAAGAAAAGUCGCUGAAAUCUUAAAAGAUAAAAAUUUCGAUGGUACUCCAAAGGAUAUGCAGAAAGAAGAACGGAAAAAGUGGUUUAAAGACAGUCACGAGAGAAAAUUCAAAAGGCCGUUGAAGUUCUAUCAAAGGGAUCGAAGCAUUUCACUGGGUGACAUAAUUAGCUGGGGUUUCCUGCCUCAUGUUAAUGCAUAUGUGAUCAGAAGGGAGUAUGGGGUGCAAUACUUUGAACGUUUAUAUGACAUAAUGUCAUUACCAUGGUGGGAUGUGGAGGAGCUGUCGAAAGUAAGAACUUUAGGGUAUCCUGUUCGCAAGAAUGAUGUUCCGAUGUAG
Helianthus annuus (common sunflower) is the source of this 1398-nucleotide messenger RNA. Its product is annotated as glutamic acid-rich protein-like. The transcript is spliced from 2 exons. The record is from RefSeq and is a predicted model, not a curated record. Bases 1 to 1398 code for a protein of 465 amino acids. NCBI's taxonomy places the organism in Eukaryota, Viridiplantae, Streptophyta, Magnoliopsida, Asterales, Asteraceae.